CCACAAGCUUACAUUUAAAAAUCAAACGAAACCCCCGAACCCCUGCGGCUGGCUUAAAACACCGCUCCUCCCCGCGAACAAAACUAAUCAACAAACACAACCGAGAGGAAGGUCUCGGUGUGAAAGAGCUCGAGGAGCCGCAGCCGGGCACAGCAGCCCUGGGGCCGCCCGGCCCUUCCUGGCAGCCACGUGCCGCCGGUGCUGCCGGUUCGUAGCGCUGGGAGGAGCUCCGCGAUGAAACGUUUGGAUGCGGACGGUGCGUUUUUUAAACGGGAGUUCUGCUACCAAAUGUAGAAAGUGAGAGCGGAGGCCACGAGCCUUCCGGGGAGCGCGUUCCAAGGCCAGUGAUUCAUGGGUUCAAACGUGGGUCUGAAGGACGGUUACACGUUGGUAAGGCUCCAGGCAGCAGUGAAAGGACGUUUCUGUGGGGCCACUGGAUGGGAGGCUCGUUUGAGCUGAUAGAAGCCGGCAGUUUGCUGUUGUCCAAGAAGCGGAUUUGUCCCCGUGUGCGUUGAGUCGAUCAUCAUCGCACACUUGGGGCACGUGUUGCUUAUUUAUGGUAGGGUUGCACAAGCCUGGUGCACAGUGCUUUCUCACAGCUGGCUCACACACACAAAGCCAGCCUUCUGCUCGGCACUUACACAGAAUUACAGUUAGCAGUGUUCCACUCCGGUUGGUCUGUAGUUUUCAUGCAAUUACAACAGUGCUGAUGCUGCUUCCAUUGCUAUGCCUGAUCACGGGAGGGGUCUUCACCCAGGCAGGGCUCUUCUUGACCUGUGGGUGUGAAUCUUAGUGUUACAUUGAAAGUAGUUCAGCCAAGGAUGCACAAACCUGGGGUUUUCUUCUCAAGUUGUGUCACCAGCUGUCCUCAUUAAUGUUCACUCCAAGGCCUUCUGGCUCUGGGGAGUCCCUGGUUAAGUAUUUAUUCUGCUGAUACCUAAUACAAUGGUAGCUCAGUUUGUUUAGAAUUAGCCUUCAGCACUGUUAGGUUUAGAUUAGACCCUUCUCUAGGGAAUUUUACUAUAUCAUGACUACUUCUUUUAUUUACUUAAAUUGGAUUCUGGGUGGGAUCAGACAAGUGGCAGGGUUUGGUACAGAUCUCCACACUCCAGCAAAUCAACAGUUGUAAGGUUCUUGUGUGAGCUAACAGCAUGGGGCUGGUGGCACUGCCUGCAUCCCAACAACAACAGCCAUUUGAAAUUUCCUCAGUGGCUUCCUCCACCAGCUCUUGUUCCUUUCCCUGUGGAAUCAUACAAUGGUUUGGGUUGAAAGGGGCCUUACAAAUAAUCUUGUUCCAACUCCCUUGCUGUGGGCAAGGACACCUCCCACUAGAGCAGGUUGCUCAAACAACGGAGGGAAACCCAGAGUGGAUUUUUGGUUUCAGCUGUGAAUUGGUUGUGGGGCAGCUGGAGGAAUGGCAGCUUGCCAUGUCUGACAGCACUUAAGCAGACUCGAGUAUUUGCAUCUUGGUGAAUGUAGUGAGGGCAGUAGAACAGAACUUAAGAGAAACAUAGGUUGUUACGUUCAUCUGAGCUGAUUUUUUUUGAGUUAGUGGAGGAAAAAGCCUCCUAAUGCCAAUAAUUGGCCAUUCCUGGAGAGGAAUCUCUCAGACCACGCUGUAAAAACAAUUAAACUGAAGGGUGGCAUUCCCCAUUGCGUUGGGCAGCAAAACAUUUUAGCAUCCAUUCAUUUUCAGGGAGCAGAUGAGCUUGCACCUUUGCAGGGUCAGGCUUGCACAGUCUGGAAUACAAUUGCUUGAAAACAUGUGGGGUAUGAAACUGAGCUGCUGCUGAAAGAGCUCAUGGCCGGACCUCCCUGAUCCCUGAGGAGCUUCGUGGAGGUAGAGAGGCUGCUGAGAAGUGGGGGUAGGGUGCCAGCCCAACUUGGGCAGCAAUGAAUGCGAUUGCUGCAAAUAAACUGCUUGACAGGGUUAUGGAGAUGCACGCUGGGUGCCAGAGUGGUUUUCAUUUACUCUGAAGUGCCUUUGGAAACGGCGUUGUCAAUUUUUCUAUUUAAAAUCCUUUUUUUUUUAAUAUUGGCAACUUCCAGCAUUCCUGGCAAGUGAGCAGAAAUAGCCCUCCUGUGCUCCUUGUUCCUUUUCUUUGAAUUUUGGUAGGAUUUGGGGUACUUUUUUUGUUCUUUUCAGUGCAGUUGUCAACAUUCAGCUCGCACAACAAUAAGCACAGGGUUUGGAACUUCCUGUGACACAGGAUAUCAUGUCACCAUUUUCUUCUUGAAAAAAAUUAUCAUCAUGCAGGCACUCCAGGGGUGUUUCUAGGGAAUAUCUGAAAUAUUUGGAGUCGAGGGCCAAUAAUAAUACCUGAUUCUUUUUGGAAUAUUUUCCUUUCGAGGCCUGAGCAGGAAGUCUUCAGCUAGUUCUAGAUUUUCAUGCUGACCCUCCCACUUCUCCUGGCUUAUCUCUAAUGAAACGCAGCCCUUUCUCUUACCUCAGCACCAGUGCUCUUUUUAUCUAAUCUGCAAGACACACAGCUUAUGGAGAUGUAUAUUUAACCCAGACUAUCACAGAAAAAGAGAAAUGCAUAACCACUGUAGUGUUAGUCCCUAAACUAUUCUGGGUACUUGGUUUAAUUCUGAGGUGAGAUGUACCUAGCGCGCUUCCCCUUUCAGUUUCAAUCUGCCUUAACAGCCCAAAUUCAGACAACAUGAGAGGCAGGAAAUUUGGGUUUGAGAUGUGGUCUGCAGGGCCAGAGAGGGAAAUUUCUCUCUAUAUUUGCUUAUAAUUCAGAGAUAGAAAUACUGCAGCCUUUUGUCACUAAAAUAAACAAAAAAGCAUUACCAGCAGUCAGCCAAGAAAAAAACAACUUCCUUUACUCGUGUUUUGCAUUUCAGUUCUGCUAGAUAUAAACUUGUGGCAGUGUUGAGAGCCACAUAAAAGAUACAUUAACACCUUUAUAAUUCCUUCACAAGCUGGCCCUAAAGCUGGCUUAUUUCACUAAGCAUUUGGGCAUUUGUAGAAGAGAGUCCUUUACCUGCUGCCUGGGCGUCUUCUGAGAUGGAAAGAGAUUCCAGGGGCUGGAUGGUGGCAUCUGGCAAGAGUUUGUGAAAGGGAAAGGUCUGCCUUUCCUCUCCUUCUCAAAAUGGUCUGUAGGAGCAGGGAGGGAUUUUUGGUGCCAGGUAGUCCAGAACUGCAUUAGCUGCAGCUGCUGCACUGCAGAACUGAAGCUGGGAAUUAUCUCCUCCUCUUCUCCGCCCCACUCCUCCUCCUGGCCUCAUAUUCAGGCCGCCGCUGAGGUUAGCGGCACAAGGCUGGUGGCGCCCAGCAGCCUGGGACUGCAGCUGUUCCUUGGAGAACUGAGCUUCCAUGGCGGCCAGGACGAGAGAGAAGCAAGGACUGCUUCUAUGGAGAGCUCAUUUUUAUCUUGUGCAGAGUCAUCUUUGUAGCGGGAUGUUGAAAUGUGACACAGUGCCUGUUUGUUUGCAAUAGCUGCAACCCUCGUAGCAGAAAUUCAAGUGGGAAACAGAGGGGGAAUCCAGAGGCAAACCAGCGGGAGAAUUAGAAACCGUGACGUCGCGUCCUCCCUCCUGUGCCGGAGCAAGCAAAGAAAGGAGAGGUAGAGGAAAAAAGACUGAGCCUUGCAUCCAGCCGUCACCCUGACAAUGUGUCAGUCAAACGCCCUGCAGGGACCAGAUCUGCACACAGGGAAAUGGCUGCGUUCAGGGAACGGCGGCAGCAGCAGCUGUGCCGGGGACCUGCACCCACAACUGGACAGCCCGGGCCCGGCUGGCUCUGCUGGCGGGACACCAAAUAGGAGAGCUCGUUUCAGGUUGCAAUUUCCCCAGCUGGCCCUGAGGCGAAGGUUGGGCCAGCUAAGCUGUAUGUCUAGGCCUGCUCUGAAACUCCGUUCUUGGCCUCUGACUAUUCUCUAUUACCUUCUGCCUUUCGGUGCUCUUAAGCCCUUGACCAGAGUGGGAUGGAGGCCUGUGAGCAGGGUUGCUCUGUACAAGUCAGUACCAACUCGACUGCUCUCACGAGCCUGGGGUCGUCUGAACCAGGUGGAGCUGCCCACGUGGCUCCGGAAGCCUGUUUAUAGCCUGUACAUCUGGACGUUCGGUGUGAACAUGAAGGAGGCAGCUGUUGAAGAUCUGCAUCACUAUAGAAACCUCAGUGAAUUCUUUCGCAGGAAGCUGAAACCACAGGCACGGCCAGUUUGCUGUGUGCACAGUGUGAUUAGUCCUUCUGAUGGAAAGAUCCUUAACUUUGGACAAGUAAAGAACUGUGAAGUGGAGCAAGUAAAAGGGGUUACUUAUUCUCUGGAGUCCUUCCUGGGACCUCGCAUCAGCACAGAAGACUUGCGUUUCAAUGAAGUCCCACCUGGCAACUCCUUUCAGCAACAACUAGUCACAAAGGAAGGGAAUGAGCUCUACCACUGUGUAAUCUACCUUGCACCAGGGGAUUAUCACUGCUUCCACUCGCCCACUGACUGGAGAGUGUCACACCGCCGUCAUUUUCCAGGCUCUUUGAUGUCUGUGAAUCCUGGAGUUGCUCGCUGGAUCAAGGAAUUGUUCUGCCACAAUGAACGGGUUGUCCUUACAGGAGACUGGAAACAUGGAUUUUUCUCUUUAACAGCUGUAGGAGCAACAAAUGUGGGCUCUAUCCGCAUCUACUUUGACCAGGAUUUGCACACCAACAGCCCACGUUACUCAAAAGGUUCCUACAACGACUUCAGCUUCAUAUCCAACAACAACAAGGAGGGAAUCCCCAUGAGGAAGGGAGAACAUCUAGGGGAAUUUAACUUGGGCUCGACUAUUGUACUCAUCUUUGAGGCACCCAAGGACUUCAAAUUCCACCUUAAAGCUGGACAGAAAAUCCGUUUUGGAGAAGCACUGGGCUCUCUCUAGAGACUGACACAGCAAGAAGGCUUUAGAUACAGAGGAACUCUUAAUACAUCGCCGAGUGUUUCACUUGACAAGCAUGUAUCACUCAGCAGGACCUGGGUGAGGAAAAGAGAUGUCUUUGCUGUGUUCACCUUUAGAAUAUUUGGCCUAUAUUUGCAUAUUGCUGCUGGAACGCAGAACGAACAUGUAUGUAUCAGGUACAGUUGCCUUUAAAGAUACUGACCAUGGAGGUUUCUGUCCUACCCUGUGCCUGUAGUCUUUUGUGUUCUCCCCCUCAGUGUGCCACAGGAUAACUAUGUUCAUAAGCUUAUAAAUCCCUUUUAAGCCUUCCUAGACUGCAGGUCCAGGUAAGGGUGGAAGCAGAGACUAGCUGUAUUUAAGGGGACAUUGACAAGUUGAGUCAGACCUUGUACCUUAGAUAUGGAGUAUCUUUUUCAGACCUUGAAUAACAGAUGUGUUCUCAUCUUUAUUCUAAAACACUCCUCUGAAGUUCUUACAUAAAAUGCACGGAGAGCCAGAAAGUUCAAUGGACAAGUAUGGCUUCACACUCCAACCUAAGCAAAAUGCACAGAGAGUAUCUGUACAGUAAGUUACAUGCCCAAUCUGUUUCCAACGUUAGACAACUUUUAAUUCUUUUACCUAUGUCCCUUUAGAAAUGGACUUUGCACUGUAUUUUAAAGCUAAAAACACUGUGUCUACAUUCCAUAUGAUGAAACUGGUCAUCUUGGGAUUUUAUUUUUUUAAAUAGUAAGAGACAGAUCCAUAUGUCCAUUUUCUACUCUAUGGUUUUAUUUUGCUAUUCCAGGCCUUAAGGACUUUGUAUAAGAGAAAGUUCACUUCUGGAAUUAAGGGUUGGAAGACAGAUGUUUCUCCUGUGAUUCUGUGUAUCUUCGUUGUUGCUUUGUCAUCAAAUUCUUGAAGAAUUAGUUCCUCUAUUUACAGAGCAGCUUCAGAUACUUCAGGACCAAAUUUUAUUGCAUGGAAUGAAAUGCCCUAUGUGCUGACAGUGUGUUAAAAUAUGGCAGAUUGUUGAAGCAAUCUUUGGCCUCCCAGCUGCCAACCUGGCUGUCCUACAGUGGACUGGCAACUAUUUUGUCUUAGCUGAAACAGAAAAAGCCACGCCUGCUCUGAUUUCUGCCCUCAUACUUAAUGAUGAGAAUGGGCUGGGUCUUGAAUGCUUUAUGCUGAAGCUUCAUCUUACAGUGAAAAUUAAGAGCCUUGUUGUAACUUCACAUCAAGAAGAGUCAAUAAUGCCCUGGAUCUGUUGAGUAUGGCACCAAAAGCCCUGACAGAAACUGUGCCAAACUGGAGAAAUUCCAUUUUAAAGCAAUAUAUUGAUUGGUUUUAGAGUUUAAGUUCUUCUAAGUCCAGACACUCAAACAUUUAGAACUGUCUUUGCUGCCCAGAACUUGCUGGAGUGGACGUGCUUACAAAACUUGCCUUUUUGAUCUCCAGAAAUUUCUCAUAUUACUUUCUUGCUUGAGCCUUGGGUGUUUUUUUCUGCUACUUCAAGGAGCUUAGUAGGCUUUGACCAGCUGUGUUUUCCUUAAGAAAUACUUACCUUUUUUGUAUGCACUGCAGAAAAUAGAAUAUAAUUUUAUUGUACACGUCCAGUUUGCCAAGUCCUGUAUGCUUAGCUUGUCAUCAGGAAAGAAGGGAUGGUAAACUGGGUGUAGUGAUGUAGUCCAGCUGUGACUCAAAGAUGAUGGUGGCUGUUCAGGUGACAAGCAGGAGAAAAUUCAUUUGGCUCUGAGAGUCAGUGUUUCCUCACUUUGCACAGGGAGGAGUUUGAAAGCUUGAAGUGGCUCUCGGCCACCUAUGGCGUUAAGCUUCUUGGCAUUAGCAAGUUUACUCCUGCAGCAGUAUAUUACCACAGACAGGUUCUAGAAAUGUGUACUUUUUUAAACCACUACAAAAUACUAAAGCAAACAUCAGCCCCAGCAGCUACAGCUGUGAUUAGCCUCAACUUCAAAGACAGAUUAAUAGACAACACCUUCGUUCCUAUGGAUGAGAGAAAAAUGACUGAAUCUCUUCCCCUUUUCCACUGGGGUUGGUGGCAUCCAGCCAUAGCCAAAGCAAUGUCAAGCUUUAAUUUAUUGCUACUCAGCAGCAUCAUCAGCUGCAGUAGCUGAAGGUUAAUGACAUGCAGUAGGAGGUAGAUUACCUGAUGUUUGCUUUAAUAGAAGUCUUAAGAGGAGGGAGGUGAUUCAGUGUGUGAGUGGCUGGUUUUGUGAAGGUCUCAGUGCUGUACAGAGCUAGCUAAUUAAUAAAUGUUACUUGCUAUGCAGGGGUCAGCAAUCACCCUGGAAGGGGAAGCAAAGUUCCUAGAGGGUACUGAUAAUGCUGUGAAUUUCUCCUGCAUGGAGAAUCCAUUGAAUUCUUCAACUGUAUCAGUAGCACGGUAUUUUUGUAUGUCAAAGUGUUAUGACUUACUGACAUGAACUCAUUUAAUUGCAAACAUUUUGAAAUAAAGAGUCUUAUCCGUGUUGCUUA
Molecule: messenger RNA, 7350 nt
Organism: Lagopus muta (rock ptarmigan)
Lineage: Eukaryota; Metazoa; Chordata; Aves; Galliformes; Phasianidae
Gene: PISD
Product: phosphatidylserine decarboxylase
Exons: 8
Coding region: 3619-4860 (413 amino acids)
Biological process (GO): phosphatidylethanolamine biosynthetic process
Cellular component (GO): mitochondrion
Molecular function (GO): phosphatidylserine decarboxylase activity
Source: RefSeq, a predicted model, not a curated record